UCAAGCUGCCUGCUUGUGCCCUCACCUUCCUGCGUGUCCCGGCGUUUGAAACCCAAACAUAAGAAAAAGAGGAAGACUUCAUAGCGCGCUCAUGGGAGAACGCAGUAUUUUUUUCAUGCCUGCACGUCGCACGAUGGCUUAUAUAUGAGGAGGACAGUUUGGGAUGCGACCAUAAACAAGCGCCUCCACGGACAGAAGCGCAUGAGAAAACAUAACUCUGUCCUCCCCGACACCGAGAAGGACUCCUCCCCGCAUCGGUCGUGUCACACCCGGUAAAUCGCCGGGAAAGGAUAACAUUAUUUUUUUUCACGCUGGAAACGAAAGACCGUGUCCAGCUUUCCCCAUUCAUUUCUCAGUGACUGGCUGACUGUAUGGCUUUAAAAAGUUGCCUGGAAAACAUGGACAUCUGACGUGCGCCUUACAGCGUCAUUGGACACAUUGAUUCCCCCCUCUCUCUUUUUUUCUCCAUCAUAUCUUGGGCUGGCUAAUCCCCUGCGCUUUCGGUUUGGAGUAAAGAAUAAGUGUUCAGCAGCUGUCAUUUGCCCCGAUACAGGCUACAUCCAGUAGCUCCCUGCAGGAACACGAUCACACCACAGAAGACACUGCCUGUUGUGCUGCGUAUUGGUGCCUACAUUUGCUGAUCACUGUUUGUGCAGUAGAUGGAGAGAUAUUUUGUCACCUUGAUACGGAUUUGUUAGAGUUGACAACCUUCACCAAAUAAAGCUCAUGAUUCAUCUGAACUUUCUCUCUGCGUCAGCGAGAAACGCGUUGCUUUUGUAACUUCACAUUUCCUUCGACCCGAAGAAGUGUCAUCCGAACUGUCAUUAAUGGUUUUUCCUUCGUUUUCUAUGUUGUGCGCAUUUGUAUUUGUUUAGUAUUCACAAACUGCGCCAGAAACACGCGGACACGUGUGAAUGAGACUCAUCACCUGUCCCGGUUGAAACGCCCGUGCAACUUGACUGACUAACCUACGCUGAAGAGGAAUACGUGCCGAAGUUUGCUGUAGUGAUGCUGCAAUUGGAAAUGGUUGUCUUCGUCUGCUUGGUGCUGUUGAUGUGUGUAUUUAGCCAGGAGCCAAGCUCCAAAGUGGUGGCCGACCGCUACGCUGUCUUCUGGAACCGAACCAACACCAAGUUCCACCGUGGGGAUUACCACAUCGAUGUGUGCAUAAACGACUACCUUGACGUCUACUGUCCUCACUAUGAAGACACAGUGCCUGAGGAACGGACAGAGCGCUACGUCCUCUACAUGGUCAACUAUGAUGGCUAUAGCACGUGUGACCACACCUCCAAAGGCUUUAAACGCUGGGAAUGCAACAGGCCGCACUCUCCGAACGGGCCACUUAAGUUUUCAGAGAAGUUCCAGCUCUUCACUCCCUUCUCCUUGGGCUUUGAGUUCAGACCGGGCAGAGAAUACUAUUACAUCUCCUCCACUGUUGCUGAAAAUGGGAAAAAAACCUGCUUGAAGCUCAAAGUUUUCGUCCGACCAGCAAACAGCUGUGUGAAAACUAUAGGUGUACAUGACCGCGUUUUUGAUGUAAACGACAAAGUAGACAAUACAUUAGAACCACGAGACGAUACCAGCCAUGAACCGGCUGAGCCUUCACGAAGUGAAACAAAUGAUGUGCCACGCCUCCAGAAAACAAGUCCGCUUCUGGCUUCGAUGCUGAUCUGCUUAGCAGCACUCUCCACUUUAUAGCGCCUCCCUCUGUCCCGGAGGUCAUUUACACCUAGCGUGGCCUGAACCUGCCCAAGGCUGCAGGGUAGGGGGUGGGAUUUGGGUGGAUUGCAUUUGCUUGUUUGGGCAUAAAAGCAGGCUUCUCAAGGAACCCUCUAUUUUUUUCAGAAAAAAAAAUAUUUAAGUGGUCUUUCUCCGUCUGUGAGUGAAAAAAAAAAAAGUUGAUGUUAGAAGCGGGAGAAACAGUUCCCCCCCUUAAACCUUCAACUAAGAUGCCAAAUCCUGUUUGACACAUAGUGAUUCUUACUUUCCCGUGACUUUUGACAUCCCUUUACAUUAUGUUUCUGUCAUGGCAACGCUGUUUAGACAUACACAUAUACACACACUUUACAUAACACACGACAUUACAGUGCCGCAGAGUCAAAUACAAAAAAUAUUGACAUCAGCAUUGAGCAGGAGUAGAGUUGUUAUACAGUAGCCAGUUUUACAUAGUAGGACAGUGAAGAUGCUAGGUCUUAGAAAUGACUGUACAUACGCAAACAAAUAAUCCUGAGACCUCUCAAGGAGCCUUUCAGAAUAUAUUUUGAUUGUUCUGUUGGGUCAUUAAAAGAAAAAAAAAAGAUUUUUGCAUCUCCGUUCGUCUAGAGUUUUUUUCAAUUAAGUAAGAAAAGCUAAGAGUUAAAGACGUAAGAAAAGAAGUGUGAAGUUUCAAGCAGAAGCAAGACGAUAAACCUGAGCACUGAAAAUUAAAUGCCCGGUAUGCACCUUAGCCCAACAGGUCUUCAGACUAUGUUGGUUCAAAGACGGUCUGAAGAUUAUUUGUCAUUCAAUCUCAGAUUUCCCUUGAAAAUAGAGUGUUUGUAUAUUUUGGAUAAGCUACUUAAAAGGUUUAGCGAAUCUUUGAGUUAAUAAAGGUAAAAACCAUGAAAGUCUGCUCAACAAAGCAUUGCUCUGGCUAACAAAGCAACUAAAUUGAAACUUUCUCACCAGACAUUUUUUUUUGUUUCGGCGGAUAUCAGGAUCAAAAAUCAAUACCUUCUCAAAGUUGAUCGUGCAAUUUCACAGCAGCGGUCACAGUCAUUUUAUACAAUGUUUACUGAGCUAGGCAGCAAUUUGUUCUCUCUAUUCAGUUUGAGAAUUAGUCAAUAUUAACACUCCCAUAAACAUUUGCAUCCACAGCCCCCCCACCCCUCUAUUGACUGUUAAAAGAAUUGUUUGAAAAUGAUUUGCAGCUUUAUUUUUUACAUCUCUAUAAUAAUACAGGUUCUAAAACUGUAGGACUUUUGUACUGUGUGACAUCAAGCUAAAUAAGAAAUAUGAAAGAAAUCGUGGGAAACUGUUUGAAAAGACAUUUCCAUUAUUAGUGCCAUAUUUUUCCUUGGAUCCCUGUCCCAUAAGUGUAACCACAGCCUUGACUCAUACAGUAGAUUUACGUAAAAGUGAGAUUUUUUUUAGAGCCAGCUCGUUGCAUUAGCUAAUGCAUAGCUUGUGUUUGCCGUGUGAAUAACAACAACAAAAUCCAUUAAAUUCUAGGCAACGCACUGCUUUAUUUAGUCUGGCCAGGUUUGUGUUAGCACUUAAAUUUAAAGGAAUUCGCUGUGACAUAAUGAUAUUCAGCUUCCUUCAACUCCCGCUGAUGCACAUGGUGAGUUAGCAUAAAAAGCUUUUAUGUUUUUUUUUUUCCUUUUUCUUUUCAGAUUGACUUAUUUCUUAGUUUUAAAAGAAGUCUGAACACACAGAAAACGUGCGGCAA
Molecule: messenger RNA, 3430 nt
Organism: Maylandia zebra (zebra mbuna)
Lineage: Eukaryota; Metazoa; Chordata; Actinopteri; Cichliformes; Cichlidae
Gene: efna5b
Product: ephrin-A5b
Biological process (GO): regulation of actin cytoskeleton organization; regulation of cell-cell adhesion; axon guidance
Cellular component (GO): external side of plasma membrane; plasma membrane
Molecular function (GO): ephrin receptor binding
Source: RefSeq, a predicted model, not a curated record